UGCAGAUCGCUGGAAAUGGUUUAUUCUUGUGGCCAUGCUAAUGUACCACUGAAGUUAAAAAUUUCUGAAGGGCUCUCAUGAAAAUGAAAAAGCACUUCCUGUUUUUAGUGACGCCUUUUAAAAAUAUUGCAUGUUUUGCAGUGCCUCUAAGCUUCCUUAGCUCUGUUCCUGUGGCCCCUUUUCUCUUUCAGUAAUUUUGAGUUAACUUUCUGUGGCUGUUCCCUUCUUGAUUUACUGCCAAACCUCUCCGUCGAGCAGGGAGUUAUACUAUAGGAGAGAGGAAUUCUUUAUCUUCUGUGCUGCCUUUCUCUCCACUCCAUGUAUUUAUUUUCUUAUUUGGGGGUCCAGCCAUUUCUGAGGCUAUGUGAAGCUUCGUAUACAUGAACAGGACCCUCGCAGAGGCACAUAUCAUUACAACGAGUUGCUGCCUAGAACUGGUAUGGCAGGGUUAACACUGCUUCCUGGUUUUGUAUUACCCUAGGAAUUAAUCAUGUUAGUGCCUUUGAGUACCCUUUGGGAUUUCCUGUGUACAGUGACAGUAGCAACUCAGGGCCUCAGGCAGAGAAAAGGUGGGUUUCCCCCACUCAGGUCUCACCUAGAAGGGGAUUUCCAUCUUGCACAAAUCUACUGCACAACUUGCAAUUAUGCAGAUAUAUAAGGCUCAUAACAGUAUGUGGGUAUUUUGUGUGAUCUCUCGGGAGCUGCAAAAGGAUUGUCCACCUCUGUGGUGUUUUCUUUAGGAAGGAGGGAAGAUGUGGGAGUCAGUGACCCCUGCUCGCCCUCCCCUACUCAUAUAUAUGAGGUGUUUUAUUCAAUAUCUGGUACCUUUAGGACUCCUUAAAUCAUCUGGAAGAUGGCAGAAGCAGUAGUGAUUGAUCUGUUCAGUCUACAAAUGAACUCACAAAAUAAUGGCGUUCAGAAGUUAUUAUGUAGCACACUAGAAAGGAUUGAAAAACACUUCUCUGCCAGUGCUCCAUUUGUAUACAUAAUGUGCUACCAAACUCCGAGAAGCGAAAGGAGCAGUGAACAAGAUUCGUUACUUAAAGUAAUCAGCGGUUUUCAGAUUCUGAAGAAAGGAAUUGAGGUUGUGUGCAUGACAAGUACAGCUGCUGCCUUGUACACCAUUAAACAAAAACUAGAUGAAAAGGAUUUAAGCAUCAUUAAAAUCAUUUUACCAGUACAAAGGAAAGCUUUAAUGGAAGUGUUUAUAGACCACCUAUUCACUGCUGUUUACCAGUUCCAGUUUGAGGAUUUUGGGGUGGAUUGUGAAGGAAACAAUCUCCAACAAAUAGCUGAACCUCAGAGUGACAUACAAACACUUUCUGCCCCUGAGAUGGAACUCGUCAGGCGUGAGAUUCAGACAUUCUUGGAAAGUCUGCCACCCCUGAAAGGGAAGCUUACCAUUCUAAAAUCUUCCUUGAUCCCAGGUCACAUCUUCCUACAUGGGUUCACCACGAGGACAGGUGGAAUCUCUUAUAUACCAACACUCAGCUCCUUCAACCUCUUCAGCAGUUCCAAGCGGAGAGAUCCAAAGGCUGUGGUUAAAGAAAAUCUACGUAGGUUAGCUAAUGCUGCAGGUUUUGACCCAGAGACAUUUCACAGUGUGAAGGUCAAUCAUGCCAGUGAUGUUUGGAUUAUGGGAAAGCCCCAGCCUGACAACUAUGAUGGAAUAGUAACGAAUCAGCAAGAUGUUACGAUAGCAGCUCCCGGGGCUGACUGCAUACCUAUGCUUUUUGCUGAUCCUGUCAAAAAAGCAUGUGGAGCUGCUCAUUCUGGAUGGCAAGGCACUUUGUUAGGAGUUGCUAUGGCUACAGUAAAUGCUAUGAUAAAAGAAUAUGGCUGUAACGUUAAGGAUAUACUUGUGGUGCUGGGCCCAUCUGUUGGACCAUGCUGUUUUACACUUCGUCGGGAAUCAGCAAAGGAAUUUUACAGUCUUGAUCCAAAAUGUGUCAGACAGUUUGACUCUCCAACUCCCUAUAUUGAUAUUAGAAGGGCAACACGAAUUCUUCUAGAGACUGGAGGGAUUCUGCCUCAGAACAUACAGGAUGAUUCUGUCACUGACCACAACCAAAGUCUCACUUUCUGCACAGCAUGCCACCCUGAUACAUUUUACUCUCAUGUUCGUGAUGGCACUAACUUUGGCACACAGAUUGGCUUCAUAUCGAUCAGAGACUGAGGUAACGUCCCUUAUCCUUGGGUAGUAACCAGGCAAUAACUGUUAGCAUUACUUGACAUCUUACUCUCCUGAUAGUAGGCCUCUCCCAUUUCCUUCAACUGAUAAGCGCUGAGGAAGAAGUGGAUUUAUCAUAAAGGAUUUGUACCUGUUGGGAUGCCUUAUUCCUCUGUGGGAGGCGAGACCAGCAGCAGAAUUAAAGACCCAAAGACAGGGUUGCAUGGGGAAGUUCUCAUGGAAAGUGGAGAUAUGUGGGAACUAGGCCAUCCAUGCACAACAGCCCCAAACCUUUCUGAAUUAUACCUGCUGUGAUGUUGCACCCCAUAAGGCUUUAUGGAAAUAUGCUUAUGAAUGUAUAUAUGACAUAACUGGAAUAUGUUUUAUGGUAUAUAUGCCAUGUAACAUAUCUCUGUAAAGGUUAUGAUCUACUGAAUCUAUUCAUCCUAUUUGUAUGCAUGUAUCAUUUUUGUAUUCAAAGUUAAGACACAGAAUCAGAGGGACAUAUUGGAGAGGAGAUGUUUCUUUUCUAUUUUGUAUAUUUCUUGGCUCUCAGCUCCCCCUGCCUGUAUGCUGGGUGGACUGAAAUGUUUGAGCUCAUUAUGAAAGUUGCAAAGGGAUCAUUAGUAAUACAUAACCAAAGUUUCAUGAUUUGGUUUCUGCUUAUUUUUUCCCAGUGGAUUUUAAUUUAAGAUGAUUAAAGUUCCUAAGCUAGCUUCACUGGACACCAAGUCCUUUCUUAGUGAACAAGGUCAGUUUCAGGCCGGAAUAAUCAGUGGAAUGCAAAUUUAUACAAUUCCAAGUGAGCUUGAUGGCUCCUCUCAGCAUCUCUGUCUCACUAUAUCUCAUACAGUCUGACCAGCAGGAAUCCUGAGUUUCCAUACAUGCAUCUAAAAUCUCCAUUAACUUUCUUUCCCCGGUUAGGCCUUUACAGUUCAAGCGAGGUUCAAAGCUGAAGAAGGUCAGGUGAGAACUCCUCUUGUGAUAUGGCAAUGGAUAGAUCUCUGUUAUAGGCCUGGAUAGGUCUAUUAUUAUAUUAAACCACCAACUGCUUUCGGCAGCAGUCCCAGAGGUAGAUAAAAUCUGCAACCAUAGCUCCAGUAAACAUAGAACAUAGUUCUGUUGUUGUUGGGGAUGUGGCCAGGUAACCCUCAAUAAAGCUCAGAAACUUUCUUAUUCUCCCACACUGCUUGUUCUUAGUAACCAAUGCUUUCUUACCAGCUUGAGCUUACUCUAGACACUUCUCUGCUUGAUCUAAACUCAAGAAAAAAAAGAAACCUGUUUUAACCCCAUUAUCUGUUCUGCUAGUAAAAUCUAAAUAUGCACCCUUCUUAUGCUCCUACUGAAAAUGUAUCUCUGGACACUAUGGUUUCACAAUAGACAUUGGUCAUCAUAUAUGAAUGAAAAGAGCCUCCCAGUACUGUAGUCAUUUAUCUGCCAGGUCCAUUACUAGUAGGGUGGCCAGAUAUCCUGAUUUUAUAGGGACAGUCAUGAUUUUGGGGUCUUUUUCUUAUAUAGGCUCCUAUUACCCCCUACCCCCUGUCCCGAUUUUUCACAUUUGCUGCCUGGUCACCCUAAUUACUAGGAUGAUUAUAACCUGCAGAGUUCUCUGGCUUACGUCUUGGGGGAAAUGUCUGGAAAAUCUUUUCUAUUUUUCAACCAGUCCCUUGCACGGGCCAGGAUAAGUGUUGCCCACUAGGGGGUCAGGGCUCACUCACUCACUCACUCUUUAGCCAGGAUAACGCUUUGUUGGAGCAGAUCUGUGAAACUGCAGUUUGGUGUUCCAAAGCUACUUUUAUAAGACACUGUAAAGUAGACACUUAUUAUGACUUUGCCAAUAGGUCUUCAGCUAAAUCAUUCCGGCAUCUGUGCUUGAAAAGUAAUCUGUUCUUUUUGAGGGGCUGCUAUUUAGAUCCUGGCAAAUUAGAGACUUUGCUUGUCCAUUUGGAGAUAAUUUUUUUUUUUUUUAAAUCUGUGUCUUAUUUGUAAAUGGACUUUAUGGACAAGGUCAGAAUCCACUGACACUAUUCUUUAGCUAUAAUCUACCGGUGGUUUUAUUUUGUAUGUUUUUCACUUCCUAUUUCUCAUUCGGACAAUCAUUUUCCCUUGCACUGCAGUCUUUCUGGAGAAAGUUCUUUCACUUUUAGUUACCGUUCUCUGUUUUAUUUCCCUUAAGGUACCUCUCCCCUCCCCUCUCAGCUUCUGUCUGUAGCUUUAGUACUGUAGCAUUUGCAGUUGGGAUGUGAUUGGCGGUUUAAGAUCAUUCUGCAGUUCCACCAGGUCUGCUCAAGCGUGAUGUUAGAGACUUACGUUGUCGGAAAAAUGACCAUUUAUAAGUAAGAAAAGUAUCCAAGUCACAGAACAAGUGCAAAAUGAGUAGUUCUGCUGAAAAUGUGCUCACACUGAGCCUCACAAGCCAUUUUUACCAUUGUUGUUCAUUAUUUCUAUUACACUACAUUACUUAGACUAUAUUUUAGAGCAGGGGCCAGCUUUUUUGUGUGUUUGUACAGCACCUAGCUUGAUGUUCUGCCACCACACAAUAAAUAAAUAAUAAUUAAGAGAUCCCAGCCAAGUCAGCGCCCCAUUGCACUAGGCUCUACGUAACAAAUAUAUUUACAUAUAAUCAAAUAAAAGGUGCAGGUAGGACUGGAUAACAAUAGUCUGAGCAUGUUCUUUCACAGCUGUGUGUAUAGUUUGUAAGCGUAGAGUUUUUUCUGCUGUUUGUAUUAAUAAGCAGAUCAGUAGUAGCAGCCGAGCCUCACCACCUCUAGGGGAACUUUUAACAUGUUUCAUAAAUUAUUCUGACAUACUUGUUUAAUAAUCCUUCUCACCCAUUAACUUCUAGUGUGAAUUUAUAACAUUUCUCUGAGCUAUUAUCAAGUUAGUAAAUGGUAUUAUUAAUUAUUACUGGGAUGUGCUGUGAGGAGAGUGUGAGGAUAUUAUCAUACUGAACACUGUCUUCUGUAAAUAUACAGUAUAAUUAACAUUCAAUGCAGCUGUAAAUUCUGGACAGAGAGUUUCAUUUGCAUUGAUAUAUUCCAAUUAUUGAACAGGCUUUGAGAAAUGAAUGAUCAAGUAUUAUAUUAGAACAGCACUGCUUCAGCAUUGGACGGUAACCUUCAGGUCUCUGAGGUAGGUGUGUAGAUUUUCCUGUGUGGUCUUCUGGUCAGAGCUUGAGAGCUGUAAUAGGCUCCAGUCCUCUGUGGAUUGAGCAGAGAGUAGCACAUGUAAUAUACACUGACUGGUGUAACACACACUGACAUAUGCACCACAAAUUACAACCACUAACAUGCCGGAAGGGUUUCACCUUUCCCAGACAGAACUGUAUUUCUCACAAUGGGUCUUUUCUCCCUUUAAUGUUUUUUCCUUCUCGUGCUUAUCUUCUGCUAUCUUUUUGUAUGGUGAAAUUCACAAAUGCCACACAAAACCCCUAUAAACGGAAUAAGAGAGCUUCAUAUGACUGUCCGGAGCAGGUGUUUAAGGAGACAGAAUCUACCCUGUGGGGAUGCAGUACAGGCUUUGCACAGUCUGUCUUUCUAUGCAGCAGCUAUUAGACAGGAACCAUGUGAGGAGCUAUUUGUGCUCUCUCUGACAUAGCCCCAGCAGUCCCCUCUAAAACAGCACAGAGCCAGCGUGGAGCCUACCUCCUAAGCACAGGAUCUUUGUAAGGGUCCACCAAGCCAUACCCCACAGGAUGGUUUCACAAUGGUCCCCCAUUAUCAGCCUCAAUAGCAAACAAGUCAACGUUCCUAGAUUCAGCCUGUGCUGUCCUCAUUUCACUUCAUAGAUCAGUUGCUUUUGAGUAAUGCAAUGAGAGAGAUGAACUGCAUUCGCUUAUCCUGAGGCUGCGUGCAUUAGCAUCAUGUGUGCCCUGAUUUUGUCCUUUGAGUCCCAUAGUCCUUCAUGAACAUGGAUCUCGUGUGUGACAACAUAACAGUACACUACAUGGGCAUGCUAAAUUCUCCAUGUGACAGGAAAAAUAAUGUCUUGCUUUGCUGGAAGGGACACGUGCCUCCAAAGAAUCCUGGCAACCCAAGUGUAAUACAGUUUAACUGACUUGUGCUUUCCAUUUCCAGCAGACAUUUACCAGAGUUUUCCAAUGAGUGAAUAAUUUAGGCAUUCAUUUGAAGUAUUUAAUUUAAGAAUGAUUUUAGGCAUGUGUAUCAAAUGCACUCAGGAUGUUAUAAAUUAUUAUACAGUACUGCACAUUUUUGUAACAUUAGAAGGUUUCACUUGCUUGCUUUCCCUUUAAUAUGCAAUAUACAGUUCUUGGUGCUGGUAGAAAGCAUAAUUAUGUGUUUCCUAAUGUCACUCUGAGAAGAAUAGGGAGUUAGCCUUUAAAGUAAUCUCUCUGAUCUUUCAUUACAAAAUGUUUAAUUUACAGUAGCAUCACGUGUUACAGGUAUUUUGCUGAAUCUAUUUGUGUGAGUUUUCUCCUUGUAAUCCAUUCAAAAGAGACCCCAAGAAGAAUUUCAGAGGCUUGAGCUAUCAUGAGCAAUGUGGCUGAAAUAUCUAUAUUCCACUUUAACAAAUGUGACAUCAUAUCUCUAAGGCAACCUGUAUUCUGGCAAACAUGGGAACAAGGACACUGCAUGGAUUUCCAUUUGGUUCCUGCAACAUAAAAGAGAUCUGAGACAAAAUCAAUAUGGACUGUGCUAAACUAUUAGGAUUCAUUUUCACAAUUAAUUAUACCUAAGGGAGUGUUUCCUUUAUUCUACUGCAAAUGUAAUUCAGAACUAGUAAAUGUUGAAUGAGACUGUUUUUCUAGCAGUGUCAUCUCUACAUUUAGCAUAGGAUUGCAUGACUGUAAUGGCUUAUAAUAUAGUAAUUUGACAUCCUUUAUUUUGAAAGUAGGGAACCUAACAUAGUACUUGAACAUGUCUCUUUUAUAAUGUGGGCUCUAAGAACUCUUUACAUUUAAAUAUGCAUAAUUUAUUUUUUCUCACCUGAUAUAAUGGCUUUAGGCAGCGUUGUGAAAUUUUCCUUUGGCAUUUAGUUAAAACAAAUGUAAUAUGUCAUUGCCAAUGGUACUAUAGAAACCUGAGAUACGUGCUUCAGUGCUUUCCUCAAAGGCAUCUUAAAGGGACUCUCAUAGAUGUUGUCAUAAUGAAAACAUUUUGUUGAUUUUGUCUGAAAGACCCUGGGCCUGAUUCCCCUAAACUGAUGUAAAUCACAAGUAACUCAAUUAAAGUCAACAUUGUAAAACCCAGUGUGAUGAGAGAAUCAGGCCCAAUGAAUGUUUUCAGUUACAGUUCUUUUCUCAACGCUUUAUAUAAUCUGUAUUAAAAAGAUGAUUAUACAGAUAAUUGUGUCUCAGUUCCUUCUCUAGGAAAUUGUGGUAGAAAUCUUUACGAGAGUUUCAGGAGUUCACCUGAGUUAGGCAAGCCACCUUAGGCUCAUGGAUGUUUCUUACCAAAUCUUCAUUUAUAUCUUGUGCAAUCCCCUUGGCUGGUACUACACUGAGAGAUUUCUCAAAUUUUCCCUCCAUUGCACUAUUAUAACUGCAACUACAUCCGUGCUAGCCAUGGUGGGAACGCUAACAUAGACUGACUAUUGGUGUUUAUAUUGUCAAACCCAGCUUAGAACAAGCAUAAAUGAGACAAAUGUCAAAAUACCAGGGUAUUUUGGGUAGGAGGGUUUUCAAGAAAUGCUCACUAUAGACAAGGCCACUGAAUUGAGAGCAGAGCAUAUAAAUCAGUAAUGAAUGUAUCUCUUGUUUUUCACAAAAUCUAAUUGCUAAAAGAUAGAAGCAAUCUGUUAGGGUAUGCAGUCCACCUCCCUGCCAAUGCCACAUGGUUUGUGGUCUAGUAUCUUGUCCAUUUGAAGGCCAUGUCUACCCUCGCACUCAUGUCAGCAAAACUUCUGUUGCUCAAGGGUGUGAAAAAAACCCACCCCGAGUGAUGUAAGUUUUUCCGGCAUAAGUGCUCGUGUGCACAGCGCUAUGUCGGCGGGAGAUGCUUUCCUGCUGACAUAGCUACCACCACUCAUUGAGCUGGUUUUAUUAUGUUGACAGGCGAGCUCUCUCCCAUUAGCAUAACGCGGCUACACGAGCGCUCUGUAAGCUUUUAAGUGUAGACAUGGCCUAACUUUAUAUGUUCUGAAAUGCAGGACUGUCAUCUGUUCCUCUUGGGAAGCCAUUCCACACUAUUAAUACAGCACUCUGUCAGAAACUGUGACAUUCAACUAAAGUUUCUUUUUUACUUUCUAUUGUUUCUAGAGCUGGCAAAAUAGCUGAGAAAACAGGUUUCCGUUGUAAAAUGAAGUGCAGUUGAAUUAGAAAUGCUGAAUGAAAUCAUGUCAAUGUUGUCAUAAUUUUGUUUUGGAGAAAAAAAGAGUGUGUGGUGGGGAGAACUCUGACAAUGUCAAAAUGUCCCAUUUCAAGGUUUUUUUAAAUAAAAAGUUUCAGAUUUUCCUUUUGAAACAA
Messenger RNA from Caretta caretta (loggerhead turtle), 8594 nucleotides. It is a transcript of the gene LACC1, whose product is annotated as laccase domain containing 1. Lineage: Eukaryota; Metazoa; Chordata; Testudines; Cheloniidae. Gene Ontology annotation, molecular function: copper ion binding. The record is from RefSeq and is a predicted model, not a curated record.